GAAGACACCGGAAUAACCAUGCCUGAGCCUACUGAUGCAAAGCACGAGAAGACCGAGCUCACCGGGCUCUUCUUGGAGAAGCCACCAGAGAGCACAGUUGCUGUCGCAGGAAGUGAUGUCACCUUCACGGCCAGAGUGGACUCGACCACCCUGCCCAGAAAACCCGUCAUGAAGUGGCUGAAGGGCAAGUGGCUUGACCUGGGCAGCAAGGCGGGGAAACACCUGCAGUUCAAGGAAACCUACGACAGAAACACAAAGAUCUACACCUAUGAGAUGAAGAUCAUCAAGCUGGUCCCGGGUGACGCUGGGGGCUACAGGUGUGAGGUGACGUCCAAAGACAAGUGUGACAGCAGCACUUUCGAGAUCUCGGUGGAAGCUGCACAUCAGGAGGAGCAAGCCGAUAUUUUGUCGGCCUUUAAGAGAGCGGAUGCUGGAGAAGAUGAGGGCGAUCUGGAUUUCAGUGCCCUGCUAAAAGCUACCAAGAGGAAGAAGAAACACGUGGAAGAGAAACCCCAGAUCGAUGUGUGGGAGCUGCUUAAAAGCGCCCAUCCCAGCGAGUAUGAGAAGAUCGCCUUCGAGUAUGGCAUCACCGACCUGAGGGGCAUGUUGAAACGUCUGAAGAAGAUGAAAACUGUGGAGCCCAAGCACAGCGAGGCCUUCCUGAAGAGACUCGACUCCUGCUAUUCUGUGGAAAAGGGCAAGAAGAUUGUGUUGACCUGCGAGGUGGUUGACCCCAAUGUCCAGGUCAAAUGGCUCAAGAACGGACAGGAAAUCAAACCCUCGGCCAAGUAUGUCAUGGAGGCCAAUGGCAAUAUCAGAACACUUACCAUCAACAAGUCAACGCUGGCUGACGACGCGGCCUAUGAGUGUGUGAUUGGCGAGGAGAAGAGUUUUACAGAGGUGUUUGUCAAAGAGCCCCCCGUGACAAUCACCAAGCUGAUGGACGACUACCAUGUGGUUGUUGGUGAGAGGGUGGAGUUUGAAAUCGAGGUAUCGGAGGAGGGCGCCCACGUCAUGUGGUUCUUCGAGGACAUAGAGCUUCACAGAGACACGGACGCGGUGAAGUACCGCUUCAAGAAAGACGGCAAGAAACACACGCUUAUCAUCCAGGAGGCGUCCCUAGCUGACAUUGGGAUGUACCACGCCUGGACCAACGGGGGGCACACCAAAGGAGAGCUGGAAGUAGAAGAAAAGGAACUGGAGGUGUUGCAGGACAUUGCUGAUCUCACGGUCAAGGCGGCAGAGCAGGCUAUGUUUAAAUGUGAGGUGUCCGAUGAGAAGGUGACGGGGAAAUGGUACAAAGACGGUGUGGAGGUGCUGCCAAGUGACCGUGUCAGAAUGAGUCACAUUGGAAGGAUGCACCGGCUGAUCAUUGAGGACGUGAAGCCAGAGGAUGCAGGCGACUACACCUUCAUUCCCGACGGUUACGCCUUGUCGCUCUCCGCCAAACUCAACUUCCUGGAGAUCAAAAUUGACUACGUACCCAGACAAGAUCCUCCCAAGAUCCACCUCGACACCACAGGCAACAGGGUCUCUCAGAACACCAUUAUUGUGGUGGCGGGCAACAAGCUUCGUCUGGAUGUGGAGAUCACAGGGGAACCAGCACCCACUGUGGUCUGGUCCAAAGGAGAUAAGGAAAUCAAAGAGUCCGAGGGCCGCGUCAGGGUGGAGACAAGAAAGGACCUGAGCUGUUUCAUCAUAGAGGGGGCGGAGCGAGAGGACGAGGGCAACUACACCAUCUGUGUCACCAACCCCGCUGGCGAGGACAAGGCCGUGUUGUUUGUCAAGAUUGUGGAUGUCCCUGAUCCCCCUGAGUCCGUCAAAUGCACUACGGUGGGAGAGGAUUGUGCCACUAUUGUCUGGGAGCCACCUAAAUUCGAUGGCGGUGCACCAGUUAAAGGCUAUCUGAUGGAGAGGAAGAAGAAAGGUUCAUCCAGAUGGACAAGGCUUAACUUCGAUGUUUACGAGACUACCACAUACGAAGCGAAGAGGAUGAUUGAGGGCGUUUUGUAUGAGAUGAGGGUGUUUGCCGUGAACAGCAUCGGCAUUUCUCAGCCCAGCCUCAACUCCAAACCCUUCAUGCCCAUCGCCCCAACCAGUGAACCUAUGCGCUUGACGGUGCACGAUACGACUGACACCACGUGCACGCUGAAGUGGCUCACCCCAGAGAAGAUAGGAGCUGGAGGUUUGGAUGGAUACAUCAUUGAAUACUGCAAGGAAGGAGAGACAGAGUGGGUGGUGGCCAACAAGGAUCUGUGUGAGAGGCAUAGCUACAUAGUGCGCAACCUGCCCACGGGGGAAAAGCUCAACUUCAGGGUCGUGGCCAAGAACAUCGCCGGACGAAGCCCCCCAGCUACACUGGGGCAGUCCGUCACUAUCCGUGAGAUCAUGGAGCUGCCUAAGAUCCGCCUGCCUCGUGAUCUGAGAACCAAAUACAUCAGGAAAGUGGGAGACAAGAUCAACCUGGUCAUCCCCUUCCAGGGGAAGCCGCGCCCCAUCGCCACAUGGUACAAAGACGGACAGCCCGUCGACCCCAAGAUUGUCGGGAUCCGCAACUCCAAUGUGGACUCCAUCCUCUUCAUCCGUUCUGCUGAGAGAGCACACUCCGGCACCUACGAGCUGGUCGUGCAGAUUGAGAACAUGGAGGACAGGGCCAGCAUCCACAUCCAGGUCAUCGAGAGACCCGGGCCUCCUCUGAAGGUGAGGGUGACGGACGUCUGGGGUUUCAACGCUGCGUUGGAGUGGGACCCUCCCAAAGAUGACGGCAACUGUGAGAUCACCGGCUACACCAUCCAGAAGGCGGACAACAGGACAAAGGAGUGGUUCACCGUCUACGAGCACAACAGGCGGGCACACUGCACGGCCUCGGACCUGAUCAUGGGGAAUGAGUACAUGUUCCGUGUCUACAGCGAGAACCUGUGUGGCAUGAGUGACGAGCCCUGCCUCAGCAAGAACACCGCUAUCAUCGUCAAGACAGGUCUGGAUUAUAAGCCCCCCCAAUACAAAGAGAAGGACAUGACCUGUGUGCCCAAGUUCACACAGCCCCUGAUAGACAGGUCAGCCGUGGCCGGGUACAGCACGGCCAUCAGCUGCUCUGUGAAAGGAUUCCCCAAGCCAAAGAUCACCUGGAUGAAGAACAAGAUGAUCAUCGGGGAGGACCCCAAGUACUUGAUGCAGAACAACCAGGGGGUGCUGACCCUCAACAUCCGCAAGCCGAGCACCUUCGACGGCGGCAAAUACUCCUGCCUGGCCGUCAACGAGCUGGGCCAGGACGAGGUGGAAUGCAAACUUGAAGUCCGACCCCCCACAGCCCCCAAAGACGACAAGAAAUAAGCAGCCAGACAGCAGAACCACACAAACACAGUGAACUGCAUGCAGCGUGUGUGCCUUUUCAAAUGCCCAAUAAAACGUACUUCGAGUUGAA
Molecule: messenger RNA, 3424 nt
Organism: Lampris incognitus (smalleye Pacific opah)
Lineage: Eukaryota; Metazoa; Chordata; Actinopteri; Lampriformes; Lampridae
Product: myosin-binding protein C, fast-type-like
Exons: 27
Coding region: 19-3333 (1104 amino acids)
Molecular function (GO): protein binding
Source: RefSeq, a predicted model, not a curated record